Molecule: messenger RNA, 1081 nt
Organism: Daphnia carinata
Lineage: Eukaryota; Metazoa; Arthropoda; Branchiopoda; Diplostraca; Daphniidae
Product: collagen alpha-1(XVII) chain-like
Exons: 4
Coding region: 26-1081 (351 amino acids)
Source: RefSeq, a predicted model, not a curated record
UUUUGUCUAAGAUAGUUCUGCAAAGAUGCUGUCUUCUUUGCUGUUGUCUUGUACUUGUUUCUUUGCUUUCCUCUCCCUCUCAUUCGGCAGAGGUGAAGCACAGCCUCACCAAUUAGAAUAUGCGUCUUACCAUCCACAUUUGUUUACCCACCGUGAACUACCCGCUAGCAGAUGGUAUUCUCAAUUUCGCAAUGUCCCUUCAACGAUCCGACGGCCAACCAGAUAUCGUCAAAGAGUGAAGCCAUUCUACGCCGACGGUCCCGGUGUUGAUUAUCUCAUCUAUUAUGAACCGUCACCAUAUGCUGAUGUAUUUCGUUCUACCGAACUGCAGCCGAUUGAUGAGCAGCUAUUUGGACAAGAACAGCAAUCGUACAACCCAUUGGCAGUGAGGGACAGCAUCUACAACGAACAGCCCAUUUUCAAAGGUGACUUGCCGCUCGUGAGAGGACACUUUGGGCCGUAUGCAGAUCAAAGGGAAGAUGUAAUCGAAUCCCGGCAAAAUCUCAGGCAUGAUCCUCGGUUAAUUUUAUCCAGGCUGCUCGGAUUCCGUUGGAAUGUUUUGCAACAAUUGCUGAGAGGGCCAACUGGCCCAGCAGGAGCUCAGGGUCCAAUCGGCCCUGCAGGAAAAGAUGGUGCAGCAGGUGCUAAAGGAUCGGAUGGCGCACAGGGUCCACCCGGUGAGCCUGGGGCUGCUGGUGAACCUGGGGCUGCUGGUGAACCUGGUGCUGAUGGUGCCGAUGGUCCCCCUGGUGCUGAUGGUGCUGCUGGUGAACCUGGAGCUGCUGGUCCUCCUGGUGAACCUGGUGUUGCUGGUCCUCCUGGUGUUGCUGGAGCUACUGGUCCUUCUGGUGCUGAUGGUGCUCCUGGUGCCGAUGGUGCUCCUGGUGCUGCUGGUGAACCUGGAGCUGCUGGUGCUGCUGGUGCUGCUGGUGAAUCUGGUCCUCCUGGUGAACCUGGUGUUGCUGGAGCUACUGGUCCAUCCGGUGCAGAUGGUCCUCCCGGUCCUCCUGGUCCUCCCGGUGCAGAUGGUCCUCCCGGUCCUCCCGGCACUGCCGGUCGUGCCGGUCCAACUGUUCCCUAA